AGUUCCAGUCAGGUCGUGACACUCGAAGCUCGAUGCGCGAUUGUAUGUAAGUUGCGCCUUGCGCGUGUCCACGACGAGUUUACGAAUUUGCGACUGUGAAAGUGACCGAUGAGUUUUCACGGAAAUUUACCCCCGGAAACGGCAUAAUGGACAUCGUUUAUGGUGGCGGGUGUGGAUUUUGUUUAUAUUUUUCCUAUUGAAAGAAUUUAAUAGUGAUUUUUUUAUUUGUGAUAUGGUUAUAUUUACAAAAUUGUUAGUUCAGCGAUAACCUGAUUGAUGACUGAUUUUUACAUGGUGCUGGAACCUAGUAUGUUUCUUGUUUCCUGUUUCCUGCAACAUGGUCCGACCAGCGAUCUGGACACGUUCCUGUGCAAGCAGGACUGGGAGCGACCGCUGGAAGAAGAGUUGGAAAAGCCCCGUCGAGAUUCAGUACCACAGAUCGAUGACUUCUUUGAACCAAAUCAUCCAAACCACAAUAACAAUUCGAACAGCAACGCCAGACACCAGGCUAUGAGCUACGUCUCUAUGAGAUCGCUGCCAGGCUCAGAAGAUGACGCAUUUUUACGGCCUCCAGCACUCUGGGAAGAUAUCGCAAGUAGUAUUCAAAACAUCGACCCUGAAAACGCCAACAUGUUGGGAGUUAGUCCAGGGCAUGUAAAGUUGGAGGCAGUUGAUGAUUUGACUGUUAGUUGUGGAACAACAGCACCGAGUCCUUUAUUGUCUCCUUUAGAAAUUAAAACCGAAAAAGUUCUCCAACAACCCUGUCCGACGUUACAUCUACUAGGCACCCCCACCAGCCCAUACACGCAACCACAGCCGACAAGUCCCCAACACCAUCCUUCCCACUAUCACCCGCAACAACCGAUGCACCACCCUCACAACAAUAAUAACCAAUACAAAUAUAACAACGUCACUCAAGGGGCGCAGACAGGGCCGGCUCCAGGCAAUGCGCUUUACCCUAUGCCCUCACGGCUGAUGUAUGUUUCCCCGCUAACACCCCCAAAUUCAGAACCUGGUUCGCCCGGGGGGGCGUUGCCGCGCAGGACGCCACCGCCCCCCUAUCCCGCCCCAGGAUGUCCUCAACAGACCCCGGCCGCCGCCGUACCGCGAAUAAGUGGAGUGAAGUACAAUAGGAGAAAUAACCCAGAAUUGGAAAAGAGGCGGAUUCACCAUUGUGAUUUUAUAGGUUGUACGAAAGUGUAUACAAAAAGCUCACAUCUGAAAGCGCAUCAAAGAAUACAUACAGGUGAAAAACCUUAUCAAUGCCAGUGGCCCGAAUGCGAGUGGCGGUUUGCACGAUCCGAUGAAUUAACGCGCCAUUACCGCAAACACACAGGCGCUAAACCAUUUAAGUGUGGUGUAUGCGAACGCUCUUUUGCUCGUAGCGACCAUUUAGCGUUGCACAUGAAGCGCCAUCUACCGAAAACGGCCAAAUGAAUAACUUUGCCAUCCCAUUAAGAGUUUUUAUGUUUUAUUUAUAUGUCACCUUACACGAGCACAUUCCUUUAUUUAUGAUUCGAUUAUAAUUCUAGAGAUUCUAAGAUUAAUUCGAGGACAUCCUAGAAAUAGAUCAGAUUGUAUUGUCAUAAGCGAAAGUAUUUGUACUGACAUUUAUAAUUUAAAUUAUUUGAAAUUCGUUUAAGUUGUUUUCGAAACGUGAGUUUCUAUUCACGUUAAUAAGAAAGGGUACCUCCAAAUAUUUGAAUACUAGUAAGCUUAGUUGUGAAAUAAAAAGGAGCAAUAUGAUAAGCUUAUAUAGAUUACAAACUUUAUUUGAUAUGAAUAUUGUUUUUGGUAGCUAUUCAAUUGAAAUUGAAAUCCGUCCGAUUGACAUGUUAGUUGAGGUUCUUACGAAUGAUACUCCUUCUGGCAUUAGGAAACAUUAUUGAUAAAACCAAGAUUUUAUAAAUAUUCCACAGAUAGCAAUAAGAUUUUGUAAAAUAUAUUGAUAUUGGGACUGCUCUUAUAAGCAUACUAGGAGUUUAAUGAAACCGAAAACGAUCGGAUCUUAUUGAGACCACUUUGAAACAAGGAAAGUCCCGGGUCCCAGUUCUUCUAACUUAAAUUCAUAUUAUUCAACUUAGUUAAUUCUUUCAAAAAGAACUCUUCUUUUUAGUCAAGAAUAUUAUAAUUGAAAUUUUUGAACGGGAAACUUUUAUAUAAAAGUGACAAUUUUUGUAUGAAUUGUAUGAACAUUCUUUGAAUAGUUUUUUGUUUUUUUGGUAUUACUGAAAUUCCAUAUGAUAUUUUGAAGUAUUACAAAAAACAACGUCAGUUAACACGAAAACUCAAAUUUCGGUGAAUAAAUAUGUGGAAUAUUUAGAAAAGAUACCGUGCCAUAGAAAAUAAUCUUUUAUUCUUUGUUUUCUUGGGAUGUAGUACUAGUAUUUUCUUUAUUUGGUAUUGGUGUAUUAUUGCGGCAUGGAGUUUUCUCUGUAGUUAGAACAAAAUGUAUUUUGAAAGCAAAAUAUCGUCUUUUUUUCUAGUUGCGCUGAAUUUCAAAAUGAGCAGUGAUUGGACAGUUUUUUGUUUUAAAUUUCAUGGUUCUUAGGCUAUCAGACCUUCGAAUAAAUUGAAAAAAUAUAUAUAGGAUGUCCUUGAAAAAUUUAAAAGUAUUUUUGAGUAUAAGGCGAUCUCACACGUUUCAAAGACGUUUUGUACUUGAUUAACAUCGUUAAUGGUUAUAUCUUCAUAUCAUUAUCGCCAUUUGCCUUUUAUAACAACUUGUGGCCUUUUACAGUGUACUUAGAAAAAAUAUAUUAAGAAAAAAUAUAUUAUCAAUUCUAGAAUAUUUAUGUCUUAUUGGAACUGCCUAAUAAAUAAGUAAAAAUGAUAUGUAUUAAUAUUCUUAGAGAGAUCGAAUGAUUGUUUCUAAUAUCCUGAUAUAAAUAUUUGUUAGAUAUUUCAAUUUUCAUACUUCCCUGCUUCUAAAGAUUGAUUUUCCCGCGCAAAACUCCUGAAGAAUUAUAUUAGAUAUUAUAUCAAGAAAUUACAAUAUCUUUAUUUUUUUUAGAUAUAAUGUAACUUUAUUUGGUUACAUUAGAGGAGAAAGAAAGGAGCUACUUCAACAUUAAAAAAUUGAGCAGCUACAUGCAGUGUCCUGUUAUAUUGAAUAUAAUAAGAAUCCAAUUAAACCACACAUUUUAAAAUUUUGUUUUCAUACUACAAUAUUUGAAAACGAAAAUUGAAUUGAUAUUUUCCCAGUGUUUUUGUUUAUUAGGUAGUUCCUAAAAAUAUAAGACCAUAUGAUUUUCUUCGAGAUAUUCCAUAUUUACGGUGUGAUAUUUCGUUUACAGUAGCUUUAAAAAAGAAAUAUGCAAAUAUCAAACUGUAAACAUUUUUAAUAGAAAUAUGGUUAUGAUUUUUUAUAAUUAUUUUUGUAAAAAAGCAAAGUAAAUAAUUUUGGUUGUGAAAUAUUUGUUAUUGGUGUAUUUUCCUCUGGAAAAAUAAACCCCUGUAAUUAUUUUUAUUGGUAAUUUGUACAUUAUUAUUUACUUCAGUAUGUAUUAUCCCAACAUUGCCAUCGGUUUUACCCACAUAUGUGAUUUUUUUUAGAUUCUAUUCGAUGUACCUUGUGAUUCUUCAACAAAACUAUGUAUUUCAACCAUAUAAGUUGCGAAUAUUUUCAAGUGCUGGAAUCAAAAGAUACAGAUGUAUUUCACUCCAAAGCGACUUCAUUUUUCAAUUUAUUAUAGUAAUUUUUUUUAUUAUUCAAACCAUAAGCCAUGUAUGCAUUUUUCAUGUCAUAAUUAUGAUUUUCUCGAAAAAUUGAUUUAUUCACAUAGAAUAACCAGUUUAUUUUCAAAAUUGUAUGUCAUCAUGCAAAUCAGUAAUCAGAAUUUCAAUUAAUAAUUUUUUUCAGUUAUUAUCAAAUCUGAAAUUCAUAUCGUUUAACCGCUAGACAAGUAAUAAAUCAGCAACAGCAACAUAUAAGCCUUACCUAUAUUUAUUAUUCAUCACCCAAAUUGAAAAAUUUCAUUAGUUUCAUUACUUAUACAUUUUUCCUAGAAAAUUUUGAAACAUCAAUUCCUGAAUAUAUAAACAUUGAAAUUUCUGAAACCGUCGAUAGUAUUCAUACUAAACACAUAAAGCUACACCAACAUUCACAAUCUCUAGAGAAGAAGAUAAAGUAAAACUUAACUAGUGGAUAAGUUUGUUGAGCAAACUAAGGCUGUGUUUAUGUUGGAGCUGCUAUAAAUAAUAAGAGCGACGAUACUAGUGGAGUAAAGAAAAUUAUUUUAGAUGCAGGUGUUUGUAUUAUAGCUACGCGUUGAGGCUUGCUUGGUAGCCGAGCAACGGUAAGAGCGGCUCCAAUGAUUUAGUCUAUUUUCUUUGCUUUUAUAGAAAGUGCGAUCGGCAAUGAUAUCGAUAGUUUAGACAGUGAAAUAUGUAUUAGAACCCCUUUGUGGGACUAAAAAAAUAGAAAUCACCACAUAGGUUCAUUCGGAUAGAAUUGGUCUACUAUGACAAUUUCUCCAUCUUUUUUCAACUUUAUCAUAGAUGUUGCUAUUUCCAUCUUCAUAUAUUCCAUUAACUUUGCAGGGUGGGCUCCCUUAAUAUUUUAUAAAGAUGAUGAAAUUCUCCACACUUGUACCUCUUUGAAUUUAUAAGGUGUGCAGAGAAUUUGCGUUUUUUAAUGCAAUUUUAACAAUAUAAUAUUUAAAUGAUUUGACUCUGAAGUAUUUCUUCUUCGUAAUCACUCAUUUAAAGAAAUACAUAUUUUAAAUCGAUUAGUUGAUCCAGCUCUCAAUGGCUUCAAAGCAGUCGCUAUUGUUGAAGCUUCACUACAAACGGCAUAUCAUAGAAACGUAUUUUGCGCAGCUCUUAUGGUUUAUUGCAGCACCAACAUAAACGCACCCUAAGAGGUUUAUUAACGUACGAUUUACAGAGUAUUUCGAGAACAUGACAGAACAGAUAAAUCGAAUUUUACUGAGUAUACUGUCAUGUAUAAUUUUCACGAAAUUUGUACUACACUACUUUUAGAUACAUUUGAAAAUAUGGAAGUAGAUGUAAGAAUGGGUUAAAUAGAGACAUAGGUCUUUUUCUCUAGUAGAUGGGGAUUCAAUGUAAAAGUUUUUUGUGGAAUUUUUGAGUAAUCCACUCACAAAACUAAAAUUAUUGAUAAAAAAUUAAAAUAAAAAAUGAAGUCUUAUUGGAGUAGAAAUAAUUGUAUAAGGGUAGCUACAUUAGAAACAAUCGUCAAGUCCGUCCUUCAAAAAUAUAUUUGUGAAUAUUAUGUGUUAAAUAUAAGAUAAUAAAGUACUAUGUUGAAGAAUUUACACAGUAGAUUGACACAUCUUUUGGCUUUUUGAAUGUCCAUUUUACUUAUCAAAUAAGAAAGCUAAAAACGUGUCAAAAUUAUUUCUCCUACGAUUAAGCUUAGUAUACAAACAGUUCUGAAUUACGAGAAAAUAAGAAAAAUCGGAAUUCAAAUAUAAUUUUGGAAGAUGUAACAUUAACAUUUUGGAAGUACUGGUGUAAUAUGAAAAUGUAUUUAUUAAAAUACUGUGAGUGAUGAGAAUAAUUUAAUUGAUAAAUUAAAUUUCAAUUAUGGACAGAAGCAUGAGACUAUAAAAUGAAUUAACAGUGAUCAGAAAAAGUCACGAUCAUGACUGUAAUUACCAUAUUUUAGUAAAAAAUUUAUUGUUUCUUCAUAAACCUAUAAUUGCUUCACCCAAAGUCAUUUCUGUUCAAAAUAUAAAUUUCAGUGUCUACUUGAAAGUCCAUCAGAGGAAUGAUAUUUAGUAAUAUGCUGUCUCAUAAAAAUUUGGUGAUAUGGUAUAAACUCUACCUUUAUGUGCAAGAUUCAAGGUUUGUGUAAGCUAAGCCCUCAAGUUUAUUAUCUAGUUUCUACAAAAUAUGAGAAAUAAAAUAAAUCUAGACUCAGUCGAUAUAAAUACCCAGAGGAAUUAUUUUUAACUUAGUUAGCUAGAAUAGAAGUUUAAAAAUGUAUAGUAAUAUAGAAGAAUUAUUUAGUUAUUAUUAUUAUUAGUAUUAUGUCAAUUAUUGAUAUAUAAAUUACAAUUCAAUUCACCAUAAAAGUAAUUAAUACAAUUGAUACCAAAUAUUCGAAAUUUGAUUACAUCGACGACUUAUUUAACAACUAUUCAUAGAAUCCAUUCUAUAAAUUAUUUUAAUAGUAAUGAUAAAGAAAAUGCAGUUUUAAUAGCACAGAAUGUGGCAACUAAUAUACAAUGUGGUCUAGAAUAUCUGGAGUUUAGAGAAGUUCAAGAAUAAGGUUACCCGUAAUCCUUUGAAAGGUUAAUUGAGAACCUAAUUUUUUGAAAUAUAUGCUAAACGGUUUUAAUUACGAAAUUCAGUUUUGAUUAUGAAACAUUAAUAUAAACACCAUCUUGUCACUCACCUGAACCCGUAUAAAUGAAAUAAAAAUAAGAUAAAUACAUUCAUUACAGAAGGAAAAAAUAUUUUGAAAAUUGUUAUUUUUAAUUAAAUAUAAAUUUUUAUUUGAAGUGUUCCAUUAAUUUGAAUUAUUACCUACUUGAGAAAUGUAUUGAUUAAAGUAGAAGACAUACCUUCGAGUUUAAGUAAAUGGAUUUCAAUAGAAUUAUUAAAAAGACUGAGUAUGAGAAAACGUAAUAACCUUCGAUUAUCCUCCAAAACUGUAUUCAUAGGAUGGAAUAAAUGAUAACAUCAAAAACGUUGGCAGAUAUGUGUUCAUAAUUUACUCCUUGGAUCUAAGUGAUUCAGCUCAAAAAAUAGUAUUUCUGGACCGCCUCACAUAACCAAUAUUCAUGUAAACAAAUAAAAUUACAAUUUAUAUCAAGAUUUCCUAAAUGUUAAUGUGUAAGAAUAAUCGAAUAUACAAAAACACAUCUGCCUUCUGCCAGUUUUUAAAGUGUACAAGCCUAUACCAAUAAUUCUUAUACUCUUAUCAUAUACAGAGUGUUCAGUAUAUGAAUGUUACCAAAUAUGUACACUGAAUUAUUAACUUUUUGUACAUAAGAAUUAGAAAUUGACUAGAUCCUAGUCUAGUAAUUCUGAUAUUUGUAAUUACAUGUAAGUUUCAAACUGCUAUGCAUAUCUAGUGUAUUUAUAUCCUUUAUUGUAAGUAUUAUAUAGAUAAUUACAAAAAUGUAGCAGAAAUACGUGCAGUUUAUUCUUUUCGCUUCGAUUUAGGUUAUACUUCAAAUCAUAGUAAUUGGUUUAUCUAAUAUUCUUAUAUUAUACUGUUUUCAGUUCCUACAAGAUUAAAUAAAUGGAGAACUAAUUUCACACUAACACAAGUAAAAAACAGCACUACUUGACAACUUAAAAACUUCUUUUUAAGGUUGAUUUCUACUUUUUCACCUGGAUUUAGUGAAAAAAAUUACCAAAAACUUCAUCAGCUUAUUCGUUUUGCGUUACAGUCUAUUGAGCUUGAAAAACACCCCUUAGUUGUCUAUUGUACUAGAACAAAAAUCUGGUACGCACUAUGUUUGAAUGCUUAGAAAAGGGGAUAGGAUAGUAUUCCAGUAACUAAAAUACUUGUUAUUGCCCAAAAGUUGUUUACACCGUGGUCGAAUAUAGUAUAGAAGUGGGUGAUAGUUUUCAUGUUAUAAAGCAAUAAAAUGAAUAAACUAAUCAAGCUUAUGCUAAUACCUAUUUAUUUAUUGUCAACUCCAGCUAUAUUAGUUGGAGUUUUCAAAUGCAUGUAUUCAGACUGCUUAAAUUGUUAAUUUUUAUAAUUUGGACUCAUGAAAUUUUACAAGAGUCACGUGGAACAUAUUGAGGACACAAACAAGUUGUUUAUUUGCUCCACAGCAACGAUUUUUUACUGCAGGUAUUGAAUUCAACUAAAACGACAGGUUCACACUUGCUUAGCCGAUUAGUUUAAUGAACAAUGAUGCUUGAGAGACACUAAUCGCCCAAUAAAAAUAAAACGAAAUGGAUUGACUUUACUUCAUAAUUUGCUAAUCUAUUAGAGUACACUUGUUUUAUUUAAUUACUUUUAGUUACUAAAUUAAUUGGUACUCAACUAAAUUACUAGCUGUAUUACAAACGAUUUUUGAAGAGUAAUGAGUAUUUUAGCUACUAAAAUACCGUUCGACUAAACUGCUAGCCUAGAGCGGACUUGUUAUAACGGCUGAGAUAGUAAACCCAAUUAUAAUUUGAUAAUAAUGUGAUUGGUGCAGAAAAGGUAUCAUGAGAGAAUAGUUUCUAAGUUGAAACCAAAUAAGGUCUUAUUUGGGUUUUGGCAUUAAUAGAUAUGAGUUAAAGCAACUGAUAUAUUUUUAUCAUAAAAAUGAAGGAGGUACCAACAUUUGAAUCAACGACUUCCUCUUUCGUAAAUAGUUGCAUUGAACAUCUCAAAUAUGGAAGUAAGAUGUUAUUGUUUUACUAUUAUUGGAAAAUAUAAAAGGCGAUUGUUUAACUUAUUUAUUUAAAAUUAGUUACCAAGUUAUUAUAUGUCUGGAAUUUGACAAUCUAUUUUGUUAAGUGUUUUAAAUUUUUGUAGCUACAAACGGCACAUGUUUUUACUACAAAUUUGUAUACAUUCAACACAAAUCUUCUAUUAACAUUAAUUUCAACUUUAUUUUCUAUUUAAAUGAAUAUAGAGCAAGCUAGAGUACACAUAAAUGUAGUUGAACAUUGUUUUUAUUUUUUAAUUUUGUAUAAUUUCCUUUUUAAUACAAUUUUAUUUUUACCA
Molecule: messenger RNA, 8647 nt
Organism: Diorhabda carinulata
Lineage: Eukaryota; Metazoa; Arthropoda; Insecta; Coleoptera; Chrysomelidae
Product: Krueppel-like factor 5
Exons: 7
Coding region: 277-1437 (386 amino acids)
Biological process (GO): regulation of transcription by RNA polymerase II
Molecular function (GO): RNA polymerase II cis-regulatory region sequence-specific DNA binding; DNA-binding transcription factor activity, RNA polymerase II-specific
Source: RefSeq, a predicted model, not a curated record